AGUAGGUAGAUGCUGAGGAGAGAGACGCAGGACGGAAAAUACAACAAGUGAGUGAACUGUUGCUCUGCAAAUAAAGUCGCUCCGCAGCGGGAUUUCGGCCGGCUGAAAGUCUUUAAAAGUAACUCGUCAGAAUGUGUGAUUUUAAUUGAAGGUGAGCGACGCGACUUUGAUUUGAAUUAUUAUUAUUGUUUAAUUUUGUUCCUUCCCUCCGUGUCGGACUGCUGUAAGCGUUGCUUUCAUCAUUUCGGACAACGCGGUCCGGACACAAAGCAGGAGUCCUGUACGCUUCAAGUUGAAAUCUUAGGGUGACUUUGAGUUUGCACCGGAGCGCAACUUCACCCGAUGCGACGGGGAAAGCGCUCCGUCUUGGAAGGAUUUCAUUCCGGUCUUGGACCAGUUUUCUUGCGACGUUUCUGAACCUGCAGCAUGGAAAAAACAACAACACUGAGAACCAGGUAGAAUAGAAAGAAAAAGACUAGAUUCAGGGAUCUCCUGUGAUUCUAUAAUACAAUGUUUUCUGCUUCAUCCAAGCUGCCUUUAAAACAAGCUUCCACUUUCAAUGCAAUUUGGCUUGCUCUUUUCUCAUAAUUUUCCCCUUUAUGACCUGUAACAAAUCUGUACUUGGAAUGGAGGAGUAGACUGAAGAAGAGGCUCCAACAACACACACAUAUAGAGAGAGGGAGAAAAAGAGAAAGAGAGAGAGAGAGAGACUGUGAGAGAGAGAGAGACAGAAAGAGAGGUGCAAGUCCAUCAAAAGAGCCGAGAUUUAGCAGUUUCCACGUUCUUCUCUUCUCAUUCCUGAACAGACUAAAAGUGCCCUUCCCUAAAUGUGGUGGGUGAGAUGAACUCCAGUGGGAAUACUGUAGACCCCACCUGACAGCUCUCUGCCUGAGCAACUGAAAGCUUUUCACUGCAGCCUCCACAACCACAGAAGAAAUAAAAAAGCAAUUAUCUCCAAUCCAACAUCUCAACAGUAAUUCAAAUAUAUAUGUUGUUUUUGUCUUGAAAAUGAUGUGUUAUCGUUAGAUAGGUUGACAGCCCUCUGACAUUGUUAACCAGAGGAAACGGAAAAAUAAAAGGAUACAAAACCAACGUGCUGAACACCAAGAAAUGGAAAACCCUAUUUGUCAUUCUCUACCCAACUUUGGAUUUUCUCUUGUCUGAGACUUGCCUGUCCCACGCCUAGACUAGUCUCCCGUUUCCGUUCUCUUCAUCCAAACAAUCAAAUAUUUUCCUCCUCCAUCUUAUUGAUCCAGUUAAUUUCUUCAGCUUUCAGCCUGGCCGGCACAACCAUUCCAGCUAAAGGGGAGGAGGACCUCCUCACGCUGGCCGCCUCCCGGCUCAGCCACAAGAAACGUGUCAUUGGGGCUGGAGUUGGCGUGGCCAUGGUCCUGGUCCUGCUGGUUGCCAUUCCCCUAUUGGUCCACACCACCAAGGCAGGAGGGUCCGGAGGAGGGGGCACGCAUUACGAGAUGCUUGGGAGCUGCAAGAUGGUGUGUGACACUUUCACCCCCCCACAAGGAGAGCUGACAGCUGUCUCACCUCAGCCCCCAGACUUCUCAAACCGCAGGAGCAAACAGGGGUACAGAGGGAGCCCCGGACUUCCUGGACCUCCUGGUCCUAAAGGGCCCCCCGGAGAGCCUGGCAAGCCCGGCCCACCUGGUCCACCAGGGCCUGGACCCGGUGGCUACGGCCAAUCCUUCUAUAGUCCCAAAAUCGCCUUCUACGCAGGCCUCCGGAAACAACACGAAGGGAGUGAAAUACUGAAGUUUGAUGACGUGGUGACCAAUGUAGGGAACUACUACGAACCGAGCACCGGCAAGUUCACCUGCCCUCUGCCUGGCAUCUACUACUUCACCUACCACGUCCUGAUGAGAGGAGGGGAUGGGACGAGCAUGUGGGCUGACCUGAAGAAGAACGGACAGGUGAGGGCCAGUGCAAUCGCUCAAGAUGCAGACCAGAACUACGACUACGCCUCCAACAGUGUCAUCUUGCACCUGGAUGUGGGGGACGAAGUGUGCGUCCAGCUGGAUGGAGGCAAAGUUCACGGCGGAAACACCAACAAAUACAGCACGUUCUCUGGCUUCCUCAUCUACCCUGACUGACAGUAUACUCACCUUUAUAUACUCUCUUUCUGUAAUCAAGCAAAAAUUGUCCUCUCCUCUCUUCAUCUAACACUACCACAACUACAUUAUGUAAUCUGUCAUUUCAUCGCUCUUCAGUACACAAAACAUGAAAACAUGUAAUAACAUGAUCAUUGUUAACAAAUUUGUUUAAAAAAUGCAUAUAAUAUUGUAUAUAUUACCAGUUAGCAAUCUGAUACACACUUGUGUAAUCAUUAUUCAAGAUACUCAUGUACAGUAGGCUAUGUGUACGCAUGGGUAAAACACAUGAUGCACAUCUGUUUUUACAUUGACACACACACACACGGCACACACACACACACACACAUACACCCACACACACAUACACCCACACACACACACACACACACACACACACACACACACACACACAC
Molecule: messenger RNA, 2518 nt
Organism: Etheostoma cragini (Arkansas darter)
Lineage: Eukaryota; Metazoa; Chordata; Actinopteri; Perciformes; Percidae
Gene: c1ql4b
Product: complement C1q-like protein 4
Exons: 3
Coding region: 1386-2105 (239 amino acids)
Molecular function (GO): protein binding
Source: RefSeq, a predicted model, not a curated record